Molecule: messenger RNA, 1448 nt
Organism: Pyricularia oryzae 70-15
Lineage: Eukaryota; Fungi; Ascomycota; Sordariomycetes; Magnaporthales; Pyriculariaceae
Exons: 4
Coding region: 1-888 (295 amino acids)
Molecular function (GO): phosphatidylcholine lysophospholipase A1 activity
Source: RefSeq, a predicted model, not a curated record
AUGUUGGCCAACAUCAUCAGAGCCGUCGGUGCUUUGUUGUUCCUGUCGUUCGUUUCCGCCAGCGGCCUAGACACCCCAAACAGCAGGGGCCACAGGGGGCAGAUCAUCAGGGAUGUUGAAGCAACCAACGAGAUGACGCCGGCCCAUGAUUCACAGCACGAGGGCAGGUCCAUUCUUCGAUAUCGCGGCACCUCACCAGGUCAAGCAGUCAAGCCCGGGACCGAUCUCCGGAUCCUCUGCGCAGGCGACUCUAUCACUGUCGGGUUCCUCAAGGACGUUGUUCAGUUUCCUGGAACAGAAGUGACUGGAAAGAUGUUUGAUGGCUAUUUUGCGGCAUGGUCAGGGAGGACAGUUCAAUUCAUCGCCGACCACAUCGGCCCUUCGUUGGCGCAGCAGCCAAACAUCAUCUUGCUGCAUGCCGGGACUAACGACAUGAGCUCCAACGGCGCCGUCUCCACCGAAGGGCAGGACCCAAAGGCAGCAGCCAGCCGCCUCGGCGCGCUAAUCGAUCAAAUGAUCAUGGGCUCCCCUGGCGCCGCCAUCUUGGUCGCCAUGAUCGUCAACACCUGCGAUCAAGACCAGUCGGACAGGACCAAGGAGUACCAGCAGCUGAUUCCAGGAGUUGUCAAGCAGCGUAGAGACGGCGGUCACCACGUGCUGGCUGUGGACUUUACAGACCUCUCCGUGGAGACCCUCCAGGACUGUAUCCAUCCGACCAACGCGGGAUACAAGCUGUUUGGCGACUACUGGUACGACUUUAUGCUGCAGAUUCCCAAGGACUGGAUCGAAAAGCCGGUGGGGGAUGCGCCGAUCCGCAACGGCGGCCGCAGAACCACCCCUGCUGUCUCCUUGUUCCUGAUUCUUUUUAUGCUUCCUUAUUGUCUGUGACUACACCUUGGGCUCUAGCCCUCAGUGAGCAGCCACGAAGUCGUGCGUCCGCUGCGUUGCUCGACCACAUAUUCUCUCUACUCAGAGUUCAAGCUUACAUUCCUGAAAAAGAGCUGCCUAGGCUUGAUGCAGAUCAAAAGCAUGCCGGUGACACAUGAGGGCGAUGGCAAAAUCUUGACGAAAGGUUGACUCUUUUACGCCAAACUGGCGGCAGCAGAAGCAACCAGCACGCCUUUACGAUCCCAGAGAUUGCACUACUUUUGUGUCAGUCCGCCCAAACAAAUCAUUGUCCGCCGAGCCGUCCUGUUCUGGAUCUGAAGAAUGCAGCACUACUCAAUUCUUAGUCCGAGCCAGCGACGCUGCACCUACCAAACAACAGCCACUGCUUGAAAAAUUGCUUCAUACCUGUCAGUCUGACAAUCCAGGCUUGCUGUCCGUUUGCCCCAGUGUCUUGUGCAAAUCCUCGUGCCUGCUGUGGUAGCCUAGGUUGCCUUGCUGCUAGUUUCAUCAUAAUGGCAUAUUUUAUUCAACAGAAUCAACACGACAAAUGGAUAAAGAAG